This is a messenger RNA of Musa acuminata AAA Group (dessert banana), 852 nucleotides long. Its product is annotated as transcription factor BEE 3-like. The transcript is spliced from 5 exons. Bases 121 to 852 code for a protein of 243 amino acids. Gene Ontology annotation, cellular component: nucleus. Gene Ontology annotation, molecular function: protein dimerization activity; DNA-binding transcription factor activity. NCBI's taxonomy places the organism in Eukaryota, Viridiplantae, Streptophyta, Magnoliopsida, Zingiberales, Musaceae. The record is from RefSeq and is a predicted model, not a curated record. Gene Ontology annotation, biological process: regulation of DNA-templated transcription.
UCUUUCCCUCCACUUCCAAUCUCUUGCGUCGCUCCUCUCUCACGUUUCCUUUUGCAUUUUUGUAUAGUAACGGGAGAGUGUGUCGAGAGAUUAAAUUGCCUAAACCCCUCCCACUCCUUCAUGGAAAUGGACCCGAGCUGGGAGCUUAUGAGCCUCUUUGAAGAGCUAAAUGGCUCUGUCAUGGAGAUCCCAGGAGUCGAAAAGAAUUACUUGUUCCACCAGGCUGAGCUCUGCGUCCCUUUUCCGGAUCACUUGUCUGGUUCGCUUUCCGUAGUAUGCCAAACACCCAUCCCGCAGCCGCAGGCCGUGGCAUGUAGGGCAGGGCAGAGUCAGGGAGACAGGGACAGGAAAGACAUCGAGGCGCCUGAUGCCAGCAACGAACACUCUCCGGUGACUCCUCCUGAGACUCGCGUGACAGAGGUCAAGAUGAAGAGGAACAAGAAUAUCUCUGGAAACGAGAAGAGAGCGAGAGGCGAUUCGAAGAAAGCGGAGAAUCCAAAAGAGGUGGUUCAUGUGAGGGCAAGAAGAGGGCAAGCCACUGACAGCCACAGCCUGGCCGAGCGGGUCAGAAGAAAGAGGAUCAACGAAAGAAUGCAUUGCUUACAAGGCCUCGUUCCUUGCUGUCAUAAGGCCAUGGGCACGGCGAGGAUGCUCGACGAGAUAAUUAACUAUGUACAAUCACUGCAGAACCAAGUUGAGUUUCUUUCGAUGAAACUUUCGGCUGCAAGCUCGUUCUAUGGCUACUGCUUCGACAUGGAGACUAUUGCAACACCACAGGUGAUGUAUGCUUGCACUGAAGCUCUGAAGUGCAUGUACAGUUCUCAUGUAAGCUUUUGGAUCUUACGACAAUGA